This is a messenger RNA of Drosophila busckii, 1348 nucleotides long. RefSeq lists its product as uncharacterized. The coding region runs from base 67 to 1242 and encodes 391 amino acids. Lineage: Eukaryota; Metazoa; Arthropoda; Insecta; Diptera; Drosophilidae. The transcript is spliced from 2 exons. The record is from RefSeq and is a predicted model, not a curated record.
AAAAAAAAACAACUGCGUGAAAAGUCGUAGCAUUUUGGGAAAACUAGUUAAAAAAUAUAUAUUUUUAUGGGCGCUAAAGCAACAAAAAUGGAUGGUAGCUAUCUGCCAGACACACCUACACUAAAUAAUAUGCGCAUGGAGAGAAAGUAUCAAAAAACCGAAAUGGAAAUGUCUACUCCUAUCAAAUCCUCAGAUCCUGACCCAAAUGCAUUGCUCGAUCCACGAUCACCGAGUGGCUGUCGGACACCAAUGAAUUUCCUAGCGCCCCAAGUUCAGGUUGCGAAGGUAGUACCAGCUACAGAGGCUUGUGGUGAAAAUGCUUUUGCGCAGUUCAGAAAGCGCUUGCUAAAAGGAUUUUCAUUAGACGAUCCUCGCUCGCCACAGCUUAAUAGAACUCCUUUGAUACUCGACGAGGUAAUUGAUCGUACUCUCAACAUGGACGACACCUUUUCCGAUCUGUUUGUAGAGACUCGUGUGCCUGCCACGGCUGUUACUGAGCCCGUAGCUGAUGAAAAGCCUAUAGAACUGGAGCCGCCAAUGGAAAUGGAGCUGCCUAGUCCUAUCAGUCACAAUAACAGUUCUUUGGAAAUCGAGUCGAUUAUCUAUGAUGAAGAGACUAUGCCUUGCGAUAUGAUGCUACAAAAGACUCCGCCACAGCAGCCCUACGAUCCUCGUUCGCCCACAGUGGGCGUAGAGCGCACGCCCAUAAUAUUCUGUGACGAUGAGGACGAAGAGGCUAGAGAAACACAAAUGCUGGAGGAUAUACUCCAAACGCUUACACUUAAUCUAAGCAACGAGAGUAGCAUGGCUUCAUUUGCCAGCGCAACAGGUGAAUUUGAGAUGACUCUGGAUGAGCCACAAGCACAGGCGCCGACACAGGCUAGCAAACCAGCAGCUCCAACAAACAAGCACUUGGAUCGUGUGCGUCUGGGCAACAAGCGCCGUGUAGCGCCACGCAAGCCAGCACGUGCCAGCAAAUCUCAGAUUUAUGUGGAUGCCAACGAGGGCGGAGUAACGAGCACGCCAAAGACCACACCACAGUCAGCGCAGCGCACGCACCGCACUCCUCUAGGCAGUGUUAAUAGAAAUCGCAUGCACUUACGUUCACGCUCGGUGGAGAAGGAUCUUCGCAAGACACCGCUGUCGCUGAAAAGCUUCGAUGAUCAGCUCAAUCCUAGCGAGCGGCGCAACGUGCCUAGCAUACAUAUGCUCAUGACCGGAGAUGAUGGCUUCGAUGGUUAGCCCAAUUUACAAAUCAUUUAUAUCAAUCAUUAUAUUCACCAUUAUAUCAGCCUAAGUUCAUCUAUGAAUACAAACACUUCAUAAACAUUGCUAUAAAAAAUAUAUG